Messenger RNA from Rhinocladiella mackenziei CBS 650.93, 537 nucleotides. RefSeq lists its product as uncharacterized. The transcript has 2 exons. Bases 1 to 537 code for a protein of 178 amino acids. NCBI's taxonomy places the organism in Eukaryota, Fungi, Ascomycota, Eurotiomycetes, Chaetothyriales, Herpotrichiellaceae. The record is from RefSeq and is a predicted model, not a curated record.
AUGACUCGAACCUGGAACCCGCACAACAUGGAAGCCAACACCCUCUGUUGGUUAUCCAGAUGCUUUUAUGUCUUCGAAUCAAUCUGCGCAGGGAUUGUUCUGGGAAUCAAUUCGUGGUACUUGAGCCACUACAAUGACACCCCAGUGUACCCAGAAGCUCGGCUCAUUUACACCGAAAUCAUCGCCGGCAUAGCAAUUCCGCUGGCCAACCUUCUUGCCUGGUUAUACAAUUGUUUCCCCAAAUUUUUGAUGCUGGUCAACCUCUUCUUCUCACUCGCCUUCUUCUCUGCCUUCGGCGCCCUGAUUGAAUUCGACUGCGACGAGAACUGGGCUGGUUGGCGGAGAGAGAUGGGACCGGACUAUCGUGCCUUCUGGAGAGCGACCGAGGCUUUCUGCUUCAUUGGCGCCUUCUUCUGGCUCUGCAGCGCCUUUUUCGCCUGGUUCACUCCGAGCUGCCAAGCGACAAACACUCACACUUUUUUGCACCACAAGCGACAAAGCACCGAAUCAAGCACAGCCCCCGUUGAACAAGUUUGA